Messenger RNA from Meira miltonrushii, 2514 nucleotides. RefSeq lists its product as uncharacterized. The record is from RefSeq and is a predicted model, not a curated record. NCBI's taxonomy places the organism in Eukaryota, Fungi, Basidiomycota, Exobasidiomycetes, Exobasidiales, Brachybasidiaceae. The transcript has a single exon. The coding region runs from base 1 to 2514 and encodes 837 amino acids.
AUGUCUAGCUCACGCUCACAUAUCAUGAAACAUGCGAACAAUAGCGGCUCAGUACGCUUUCAUCCUAGUGUAGAAGAGAUUGAAUCGAAAGGAGGUGGUGAGGAUAAUGAACCAGGGUAUCGCUCUUCCUCCUACAAGGAGCUCAAACCAAUCUCUGGCAGGAGAGCAACGGGCUACACACCUGCAACGGACGAUCUUGAAGACGAACGUCGACAGAUUCGCCAAUUGAUGAGCGAACGCAAGAUCAAUUACAAUCAACACUCUAGCCGAAAUGAUCGAAACUUGGCCAAGAAGAAAGAGUUGGAAGUCAAUAAUGCAAAAGAUAUUUCGCGAGCAUCUAUGAGUGAUCACAGCGAGAUCAGUGCAACAACCAAGCAACUUUAUGAUCAACCCGCUAAACAUGGAUUUGGGGCCAAAUUGGUCUGUGCAAUGCGAUUCGUAAAGAAACAUGAUCAUGCAGGCCAUGACAUGGAUCAAUCUGUUGCAAAACGUUCAGGACUUAAUCAUCGCAAAAGUUCGAUAGAAUUAGGAUCAGAAGACGAAUUUGAGCCAGUAGAAAAAGGCACAUAUAUGACCGCUCCAAGUUUGACCGAAGCUUUUGCGCCAAUCUUUGCCGAUGGUCAUGGAAUGUUUUUGCCUUCUACAGCAAGAGAAGGUAAUCCUCAUAACUUUCACAAAAAUUUGGCAAGUCUUCCAAAAGGGAACAGUAGUUUUGCUGCAAUCGUAGAAACGGCCGUACAAAAGCAGGUAGUAGGCGGCGAGGGUCGAAUGCAAAAGAAGUUAAGGAGGCCACCCCCAAAACGACAUGAAGAUACAGAUGCAAGUGUUUCUGAGGAAGAUCUUGAAAAGAUUCUUUCCGAAGCGGUACGUGAACGUAUCCAUGUGCUAGCAGCAUCAGCAAAGCGAAGAGUCCGCGAUUCAAUGCUCAAAAUUGCCGAUUCAAUGGAAGAGCCGGAAGGUGAUACUCCGAGAAAACCUUCAUUCGAUCAAGAAAGGCAAAAGAUCAGUCAUGGAGAUGAACUUCCCCGCCGUACUAAUAGCAGAAAAGGCAUGACAAAAGUUCAUUACAAGGCUGAUGAUCCUUCUGACUAUGCUCGUCGUCACGAAGGACGAGAGCGUAAACAAGUCAAUGAUGAACCUUUAGCCUAUGAAAAUGACGGAAUUGUGGAUGCCAAGACUGCUUUCAAAAUUGUGGAAUCUGAACGACAUCGUAAUAAUGGAAAUGCAGCAGUGCAUUCUGAUGUUAUUUGGAUCGGCCGUGAUGGACAUCAGAUUGAUGAUCCUACCACAAAGAAAUCUAGAACUCGUCAAAGGCAGUUAACUAAAAUGCCUGUGUUGGAUGGAACAGAGAAUGCAGCUGUUCACGAUGAACCUUUAGCUGUAGAACGGGUCCAGCCCGAACCCAUUCACAAGAGUAGAGAGGCUCGUGCUGAACGUCAUUACGAUCAUCACGGAAGACCAUCAAUGGAAAGCGUCCGAUCUGAACCACAAUAUCGUUCUACUCAUGACCGAUCUCGCUCUCGUCAUAAGACACGUUUAUCAGAGGACAAUGUCGUUUCUGAGCAUCUUAAUCGAGCAUCAGAAGAUAGUCCUAGAAGCCAUGGAAGCACUCGACGUCACCGUAGCCGCCAUGAAAGGCCACAUCGUUCUCGCGAACCAAGUUUGGAAGAAAAAGACCUUUCACAACUUGACCGCGCAAGAAUGGAUGAAAUCUCACACCGUCAUCAACGAAAAGCAGAAGAGAAAGAAAAAGAACGUAUGAUGACGAUUCGAGUGAACGAACAAGCGGAACCUGUUAAGUCAAUUAUCGAAAGAGAGAAGCUCUUGAAUGACAGUCACGCUAUCAAACAAGCAAAAUCUGAAGAGACUGAUCACAUUGAACCAGUCGAAAAGAGUGACGAGGUGAGCACAGCCAAUAGUCACCACAAGUUCAGAUCUUUACGUGCUUUGGGACAUGCAAUUGCUCUUGGAAAUAGUAUGCAUGGAGGAAGGAAGACUGAUCACAAAACUGAUGAUGUUUUGGAUCCAGAAGCAAGCGAAGCCAAAGAUCACGAAGGAAGUGAGCAUGCGAACGGUGAUGUGCAACACAAGUUUAACAAAUUUGUUGACGCUCAUGGAGAAACAAGAUUGAACGAAGCUUUGGAUAUUGCAAAAAUGAUGAUGGAACAAGAAUUGUUGGAUGUCAAAGCUGAGAAACGUAGACAUCAAACGACAGUGGCUGCCUUGGAUCCAAAUGCAGAUCAAAAGGGCGUAAAAGGCGCAUUCAAAGCGGUGAAAAAUGUUACCGGUCAUCUUGCACAUCAUGAUGGUGGUGGAAUUGCAGCCGCUGCAAGAGGUACACGUUCAAAAGCAGAAAGAUCCAUGGCUUCUGCAACGUCUGAACAACAAUCCUUCAAUCCAUCAGAAGAUGCGUAUGAACAAGCACUUCGAAAUGAGAUCAAGAGUAAAAAGGAACGCAUCAAAACUUCUCAUUUUAUUAAUGAUCAGAAUUUCGGUAUCAACGGUCUGAUCUGA